AUGCGCUACCAACGAGAAGAGGCAGCUCCCAAAGUGGAGCUGGUAGCAGUCGCAGGACCUGUUAUAAACGACGACUCCAGCCCUACCAUGCAGAAGUUACUGGAACAAAACCCCGCCUUGCAGAAGUUCCUCGAACCAAAUCCUGUCUUGCAGAAGUUCCUGGAACGCAUUUACAACAGCUAG
Messenger RNA from Fusarium odoratissimum NRRL 54006, 183 nucleotides. RefSeq lists its product as uncharacterized. The record is from RefSeq and is a predicted model, not a curated record. The coding region runs from base 1 to 183 and encodes 60 amino acids. NCBI's taxonomy places the organism in Eukaryota, Fungi, Ascomycota, Sordariomycetes, Hypocreales, Nectriaceae. The transcript has a single exon.